Arabidopsis arenosa is the source of this 713-nucleotide messenger RNA. NCBI's taxonomy places the organism in Eukaryota, Viridiplantae, Streptophyta, Magnoliopsida, Brassicales, Brassicaceae. The record is from the annotation of a GenBank genome assembly.
UCCUAAUUCCAAUUUUAUUUCAUCUAAAAUCUCAAACUUUUUUUUUAAUCGUUUGCUCUCAAGAUUCAUUCAAGAAUCAAGAAAUAUGGAUGCUCAUGAUCAUCGUCAAGCUGCAGCACAGGAGAAUCGAUUUCGACUAAUGAAUCCAGCACUGUUCAUUGUCUUGCUCACUGUCGUGCCAUUUCUCUCAUCCCCGGUCGGUCUCAACCCAACAAAUCCACCUCCGGGGAUGACUCCGGCGACGUUUCAAGCCAUAAAGAUAGCAUCUCAGUGUUUUUAUCCGUUGAGCUAUCUAGGCCUCGUCUCUGCUCUCGCGGCGAUAAUAGUUCUGGCCGUCGACGGACCUCCGGUUCGAGCCGUGCGAGUCGCCGGCAAACUUAUAAAGAUCGCUCUCCUGUUUGAGAUGCUUUCGUUUGGGUGCUUGAGUUUCAUUAGGCUGAGUCCUAACACGUUGCUCUCUGGUCUCUGUCUUCUUCAAGUAUUCGUAACGUUGGUCGUUCUCUGCUUCUGCAUUCACUUCUUCAAUGAUCAUAACUGAGACUUAGAGUUAAAUGUCUGGUUCAAGUUCAAUUUCCGGUUCUUCUCUGGUUAUCUUUCGGUAUACCUUUCCUUAUGUUUGCUAUUUCUAGUUCAAGUUUAAUUACUCUAGCUUUUUAAGCUUUAUGUAAGACUCUUUUUAUGGUAAUGAAUCUUAAGAAAAUCAAGAUUUAAGU